This is a messenger RNA of Penicillium cinerascens, 786 nucleotides long. RefSeq lists its product as uncharacterized. The coding region runs from base 1 to 786 and encodes 261 amino acids. Lineage: Eukaryota; Fungi; Ascomycota; Eurotiomycetes; Eurotiales; Aspergillaceae. The record is from RefSeq and is a predicted model, not a curated record. The transcript is spliced from 4 exons.
AUGAAUCAGGUCGACGAUUCCGCCGACGAAACAACGGGAGAUGAAAUCGUGAAUCAAUAUCUGGCUAAGCAGGCACACCGUUAUGGGUUUUUACUGUUCAGGUUGAGUACUCACAUGAACGUCAGUGAGAAAACUCGACUCCAACACUGCCUGAGCGCCUUGUUCCCCAAUGCAGGUGACGUCGAUCGCCUUCAAAAUGCUCUUUAUUAUGGUUGCAACGUUGGGAAGGCAGCCAACUUGAAGGAACUCGUCGAAAUCCUUGGCCAAUGGCAGCUUGUACAAUUGAUCAUUAUGAUCGUGUUGUUCGACUUGGGCAGACGGAUGGUCUUGAUGCACCCGUCGGCCGUGGGGGGCUACCACCCGCUUCUUUGGUUGACCGAAGGUCCUUUCUAUGCAAUGGAGGUGCAGCCAUCGAGUACCUUUACUUACGGCGGGACCUCAAUCGAUACGCGAGGAUAUGCCUUGACGGUGGACAAAAGCAUCAUCCCUGGCUUACUCGUGGCGGGCGUCGAUGCCGGCGGAUUUAGUAGCCUGGGUUAUGCGGGCUGCCUGCCCUCGCUUUUGUUACAGGGUUCUGGGCUGCUCGAGAAACUAGACGAGAGCUGGGGUUUGCUAGAGCCUCGUCUCCCAGCUGCCGAUACCCAGAGACGCGGCACCUAUGAAGGGGCGACUUUGAUUCAGUAUGACGACGUCUCUCGAUGGAUAACAUGUAGCACCAGGGGAACGUUAAUGGAUAUCAAAAACGUGUGGUUGGGGAUGCCAUCAUGGGUUUUUCUACGCUCGUAA